Messenger RNA from Desarmillaria tabescens, 1590 nucleotides. RefSeq lists its product as uncharacterized. Lineage: Eukaryota; Fungi; Basidiomycota; Agaricomycetes; Agaricales; Physalacriaceae. The coding region runs from base 146 to 1273 and encodes 375 amino acids. The record is from RefSeq and is a predicted model, not a curated record. Gene Ontology annotation, cellular component: Golgi membrane. The transcript is spliced from 3 exons. Gene Ontology annotation, biological process: vesicle-mediated transport; mitotic spindle elongation.
UCUGUGACGUCACGCGUGACUGUUGCCUGGCACUAAAGCACUGCGAUUUCUUUAGUUUCGCUCCACCCCGACAACUGCCAGCUCGCCUGCCUUUUAUUUCGCCAGAGCUCCCUUUACCUGGCCUUCUUACCACGGACUGGUUUCCAUGGACAGCUUACAUCGCCAGCCUGCUCUCGAUAUCCUUCAAGUCUCCUCUUCACCCGUCCGUUCACUAUCCAGGGACUCGUCGCCAGUCCAUCGCCAGUCCCAGUCGCCCUUUCGAUAUCUUCAUGUCUCCCAGGACAGUGAGCCAGAGCUCAACGAGAAGCGACCGUCUUCUCCUGACCACAGUUCUCCGCAGUCUGCCGUUCCCGCAGGCUCUUCGCAGCCUACACCUAGGCUUAUCUUAACGCGUCCAAGAUCAAUGCGUCACCAUUCAAACAACUACACUCGCCCCCGGGGUCUACGGAUAGCUAAUCUACUGAAGCCUUGGGUUCCAAUCAUCUUAUACGGCAUAACCAGCCUUGCUUUCGUCUUUGCGAUCGCUCUCUAUAAAACAGAAGUGUUUUCAGCUCUGGAUGAAUUGUCGCGGUGGCUACAGGCCGAUGAACAUUAUGGCCACGCCGUUCUUUUCAUUUUGAUAUUUCUAACUACAAUCCGCGCUGUAAUAUCCUACUUUUCUGCUUUAGCAGGCGCCCUCGUUGUCUUCACAGUCUCUCGAUCUCUCCUCAACGAUACCAUCACACGUUGGCUAGACUCAGCUUGUACAAUGAAGCGCGUUGUUCGCGCCAUUGAAAAGCGACCCAAACUCCUUUUCCUUAUUCGCCUCGCACCAUACCCCUACAAUGUCAUGAACUGCCUCCUUGCCGCCGCACCCACGCUUUCCCUCCGUACCUAUACCAUCUGCACUGCACUAUCGCUAUUUAAAGUGAUCAUUCAUACUAGUGUUGGCGCGUCGAUACAUUCGUUUAAGGACUAUCAUGUGACGCCAUCAUCAUAUGCUGAUCAGGGUGCAGAGAAGGAUACCAGUUCGGAUACGGUAGCACACAUGUGGACGUAUCUCGGUAUCGGACUCUGUGUGGCGAUUUUGGUGUAUUUGUCGUAUGUUGCACGCAAAGCAGUCGACGAAGAGUUGGAAGAUGACUUUCCGGCGAUACGGCAAGCGGAUUCGGAAGAGCGAGUUGCUUUCCUAUCUCCAAGAGGCGACGUAGAAGCCGGAUUGACGAUGGACGACAUCGAUGCUGAUGAGAUGGCAGAGUCGCCGUUUAGGACGCAACAGGUAUUAGUUACUUGAACGAUUAAAUGGACUCGUUGUAUAAUUUCGUUUCUGUUUUCGCCUAUGUACUCACUCAUAUCACUUAACUUACGCGUAACAUUACUUGGACCAUACAUAUUACACUCGUUUAUAUUUUUGUUUAGACCAUUCCGUCUUCUGAUGGUGUUACGCCGCGUUGUGGUUGACCUCGCCUUUUUUAUCACUAUGGUUAUAUAGGGAUCUACGGGCAGUUUUUUGAUAGACGGAAUAAAAUUAAAGAGCAUUUUUGUUUGAACUGAGGGCGGGUAUUCACCGCAGACCGCAGAUAGGACCUGGACUGGAUCCGUUCAUUAACA